Messenger RNA from Ambispora gerdemannii, 597 nucleotides. NCBI's taxonomy places the organism in Eukaryota, Fungi, Glomeromycota, Glomeromycetes, Archaeosporales, Ambisporaceae. The record is from the annotation of a GenBank genome assembly.
AUGUCGGUUUUACAGUCCGCCUCUUCUGCCAUUACACCAUUCUUUAACGCACUGGCUUCCCCAGAUGACAUUGCUUCGGGCUCUGGCUCGAAUUCAGCUGGAGGGCCAAAAGCUAUGGUCAAUGAGUCGUGUCUCGAAUUUCUAACCAUGGAAAUGGUUGACCUAAUGUUUCGUUCAACAGCCGACUCUGAGACUGAUAAAGAAGCGGUAUUCUACAAGUUGGAAAUGUUAGGUUAUCACGUUGGCCAAAAUUUAGUAGAAAGAUUCACCCGAGACCGUCAACGUUUUGGGGAUACUUUGGAUGUGGUCAAAUUUGUGUGCAAGGAUCUUUGGUCUAUAAUCUUUAAAAAGCAAAUUGAUAAUCUUAAGACAAAUCACAGGGGAGUUUAUGUUUUACAGGAUAACAAUUUCAGAUGGUUUCUACGAAUGUCAACUGAAGGUGGUGGAAACGAUGCGGCUCGAAAAGCCACACCUUAUCUUUGGUUCCCUUGCGGCUUAAUACGUGGUGCAUUAGCUAAUUUGGGAGUCGUUAGUGUAGUAAUUGCCGAAAGUGCGAGUUUACCCCAAUGCACAUUCCAAAUUAAAAUCGCAAAAUAG